AGGCGGGUAAAAUGGGCGACGUUCGGUGGAGGACGUUAAGCUUAGCAUUUUUGGUUCUUUCAUUGUUGGCAUCUAGUGCCGAUGGACAAUAUGGUGCUAUGUCGAUUGAUCUGGGUAGUCAAUUUAUAAAAGUUGGUUUCAUAAAGCCUGGAGUACCUAUGGAAAUCGUCCUCAACAAAGAAUCCCGUCGAAAAACACCGAAUGUGCUAUCUAUUCGAAAUGGUGAAAGGCUCUUUGGGGAUGCGGCUCAGGGCCUGGCUGCUCGAUAUCCGGCCAGCGUUUAUAGUCAUCUUUACGACUUGGUUGCGAAGCAUGUCAAUCAUCCAUCAGUAGAAAUGUAUCGACAACGGUUUCCACAUCUGAAGUUGGAGAAGCAUGUCAACAAUAGUGCAGUGGUUUUCCCGAUAGGCGACAUCAAUUAUCCCGUAGAAACGCUCUUGGCCAUGAUGCUAACUCAUGUGCGAGAAUUCACAGAAGCUUAUGCGGAGCAAAGCAUUCGUGAUGUAGUCAUCAGCGUUCCUGCUUUUUUUACACAACCAGAACGUAUGGUCAUUACAAAAGCGGCUGAGAUAGCGAAGUUGAACGUAUUGCAGCUAAUAAAUGAUGGAACCGCAGCCGCUUUGGAUUAUGGUGUUUUUCGGCAAAAAGAGAUCACCGAGAAGCCACAGCGACUCAUGAUCUACGAUAUGGGAGCUUCGAAGACAGUUGCUACUCUUGUGGAGUAUAGGUUGGCUAAGGCAAAGAAUGGAAAGGAACCUAAGUUGACUGUACUUGGAGUUGGAUUCGAUCGUACGCUUGGCGGACUGGAAAUGACGCUACGCUUGAGAGAUCUGCUGGUGAAAAUGUUCAAAGCGCAUUAUAAGACUCAGAAAGACAUCACUACUAACGAAAGAGCGAUGGCGAAGAUGUUGAAGGAAGCGGAAAGGUUGAAACAGGUACUCAGCGCAAAUCCGGAGCAUUAUGCCCAAGUGGAAAGCAUUCAUGAAGAUAUAGAUAUGAAGCUUCAUGUGACCAGAGACGAGUUCAAUAGUCUGAUAGACGGUUUGAUGAAACGAGUUCCCGCUCCAAUAGAGCAAGCUUUGAAAAUGGCCGAGCUGACUAUGGAUCAGGUAGACCAGAUCGUAUUGAUGGGUGCUGGUACUCGUGUACCGAGAGUACAAGAAGAAUUGCAAAAAUUUGUCGGAAGCAAGGAGCUGGGCCGCUUUCUGAACACAGAUGAAGCCAUAGCGAUGGGAGCAUUAUUCCAGGCUGCUCACCUCAGCAAGGGCUUCAAGGUUAAGCCUUUCGGAGUAGAGGAUUUGGUAAUACACCCUGUACAAGUGAACUUUAUAAGUCGACAGAAGCAAGAAAACGGUGAAGUGAUCGAGAAGCCAAUAACUCGACAGGUGUUCCAGUACAAGAGCAUUUAUCCUACACCCAAAAAGACCAUCACAUUUACCUCCUACACUGACGAUUUCUCAUUUGAUCUCAAUUAUCCUGACCUCACUCACUUCAACGAAGUGCAGCUAAAAGAAUUUGACAAUCUCACAUCUCAUUUAACUACUGUGUCCGUAUCCGGUUUGGCUAAGGCGCUUGAAGAAAAGAUGCAAAAAGAUCAGACGGAAUUUAUGGGAGUGAAGGUCGCUUUCCAAAUGGACUUAUCUGGAAUAUGUCAAAUAGAAAAGGCUGAAGCUGUUAUACAGCGUAAAAGCCAGGGAGUUGUAGAAUCUAUUACGAAAACAAUCAGUGGCUUCUUUUCGUCAAAAACAGAGGAAGGAGAACCGACGACCGAAGAGAGAAAGGAUGAAGAAUCAUCGGAUGAAGAGAAAGUUGUAACCGAAGAUGCGUCUUCAAAGGAAGAAAAAACUGCGCAGGAGAAAUCGGAUCAGAGCGCAGAAGAAGAAAAGCCGAAAGAGGAAAAGAAGGAUGAAUCUAAAGAAGAUGCUAGCAGUGAAACAAAAGAGAAGGACGAGAAGGAGACGGCGAGCAAGAAGGAAGAGAAAAAUGCCACUGCUGAAGUAAAGAAAAAGAUCCCAGAAAUAUCGAGGGUAGCGUUGAAGACAGAACAGAUCAUCACCACUACGCAUCUGAUGAGCAAGGCAGAAGUAGCCGAAUCGAAGAAAAUUUUGGAGCAAUUUGAAAAGCGUGAAAGGCAUGCAAGAGAGCGGGCAGCUGCAGAGAAUGAUCUUGAAGGUUAUGCGUUCGAGGUUAGCCAGCUACUGGAUAACGAAAACUUUGUGCUGCAUUCUACAGACGAUGAGAGGAAUAAGAUUGGUGAAGAGACGAAGCGCAUCCGAACUUGGCUUGAAGAUGAUACUACGCCGGACACAAAGACUGCAGAAUUCACCAAAAACCAUGUGACUCUCAAAGCGCUUGUCCGACCAGUGCUGCGGAGAGUUGAAGAGGCGAAGACUUUACCAGAGGCAAUCAAAAAUCUGGAAUCUAUUCUGAACUCAUCCAGAAUUAUGGCAAAUAUGGGUGGAGAUGACGAGAAGUCAUUAUUCAACAAGUCGGAUGCCGACGCAUUUGCCAAGAAGCUAGAUAGAUUAGAAAGCUGGUUUACGGAAAAGAAAGAAGAACAAGCGAAACGAAAACCUAAUGAAGAUCCAGCGCUGCUUACCAGUGAAGUGGCUGCCAAGUUGAAAGCUUUGGACCGAGAGCUCGGAUUGUUCAUGAAGAAGAUGCGUCAGACAAAACUUGAAGAUUUGGAGAAGAUGAUGAAGAAGAAAGACGCGGAUGGAAAAGAAAAGGCUGAAAAUGUUACGGAAAGCGAGAAGGAGGGCGAAAAGGCCAAAGAAGGAGAACAACCAAAGGAGGAAGCAGAAAAGGAGAAGGAAGAAGAGAAGAAGAAGGAGAAGGAAGAAGAAAAGAAGAAGGAAGAAGCUGUUAGAGCUGAGGAGGCUGCGAAAGAGGAACUUUAGUGGUUUUGUUACGGUUAGAUAUUUUUAGGGACUAUUCUAAGAGACCUCUACGAGGUUGCGGGAUGUUACUGGUAACUAUUAUAGCUUCUUCAUCUCAUAAUUUUCUCUCUUUUUUAUUUAUCUUGUUGAAAGUGGCAUCAUUGUCGACCGUUAUCUCAGAACUUUACACAUAUACAUCAAGGUGUUUACAUGGAUGUAAUCUUCGAUUAAAAUUAGGUCAGUCCGCUGUGAUUUUUAAUUUACUGAUUGGUUGUUGAUCGAAGCUUGUGCGUAUCUGUUUUGCAGUGGAUUUUUGGUUUGAAAUUGAGCAUUGAGUGUGCGAUUGUGAUCUUCGAUAGCUGUUGUUAUUUAAUAUUUAUUGGCUUUAUAAAUAUUACGAAAUGGUAGAA
This is a messenger RNA of Cylicocyclus nassatus, 3289 nucleotides long. NCBI's taxonomy places the organism in Eukaryota, Metazoa, Nematoda, Chromadorea, Rhabditida, Strongylidae. The record is from the annotation of a GenBank genome assembly.